GGUGUCCGUGCUUCGGCACGUUGAAGUGAAGUUGGAAGAGAUGAUGGGAAAGGUUAUAUCAGGGACUAGACGACCGGAUGGAUGGUCCGCAGCAUAUUUAUUCUUUCGGCCCAAACUGCGACGUAGCUGCUACUACGACAAUGCUAUCGCCGCCACAUAUAACAACUAUAGUUACAUACGACAAACGCAAUUGCACCCACAAAACAACAACGCAAAUUCUACCACACAACAGGGCGCUGCCUCGACAACAACGCUAUGGCUCCACAUACGACUACAUAUGCAAAGAGGUUACUCGAUAGUAACUUCUUAUUCUUAUAAACGUCCACAGUUUAUCUCUUUACCAAGCAAUUCAAUGCCUCCUGGAUCAAUCAACAUUACAAAGUCUGACGCUUUAACGCGCGAACAGAAGGCUGCAAAUUUGAACAGAAGAUCAACGAGCAAUGAUGAUAAAGAUGAGCGAGCUCAUGACAGCAUGGCCGAUCUCGAUAAACUAGUAAAAAAAACUGGCAAGGACUAUAAAAAACAAACAAAGAGGGAUAACAGGCUGCCGUUGAAUCCCAUGAAUACAGAGAUUGCCCAAAAACGUAAGGAAUAUACAAUUCAGCUUACUCAACGAGAAAAGCGAGCAAAUUCGACGAUAGCGCAGAUAGUGUGUCGCCUGGCUGAGGCACAGUUUGCGUCUUUUAAUGAUUCGUUGAAGAAAUGCGGACCAAAUGAAAGAAUGGGCCCCAUUCGCUGGAGAAAACAUGCCUCCUCCCCAAGAAUUAAAUGA
Messenger RNA from Paraglomus brasilianum, 772 nucleotides. Lineage: Eukaryota; Fungi; Glomeromycota; Glomeromycetes; Paraglomerales; Paraglomeraceae. The record is from the annotation of a GenBank genome assembly.